Molecule: messenger RNA, 618 nt
Organism: Aureobasidium melanogenum CBS 110374
Lineage: Eukaryota; Fungi; Ascomycota; Dothideomycetes; Dothideales; Saccotheciaceae
Exons: 2
Source: RefSeq, a predicted model, not a curated record
GAACGCACUGUGAAGCUAGGCAAGACUGUCCGUAUACUCCACGAACGCCUCCCUAGCCUGCUUGCGUCGCCGCUGCCACAAGAGAUACUCUCGCCGCAGAUCUCACUCCAUCUAUUUCCCUCGACACACCCACAUCUUCCGACUGUCUCUGGAAGAAUUGCCUACCUCGCUGCUCUAUGGACGGCACCUGUUGCUUGGGGACGAGUACCUGUGGUAGGCAAUGUCAAGCUCACAGUGAUCUCGGAACGUAUGGUUCGACACGGCGGCAAUAAUGCGAGCUCGGCAUUCCGUGAUGAGAAGCUCAUAGUCAAGUGGAAAACAUGUGGAAAGGCUAGAAAGAAGAACUCUGCUGGUAUAUAUCGUGGCAUUGGGGCCAAUGAGCAAGUGGAAAGAAUCACCGACGUCCUCGGCGGCAAGGCAAGAGACGACGAGGAGUUCUGUGGUCUCUUCAUCUUUGAGUUCGACGAAGAAGGUCGAAUUGUCAAACACACGAUCGAACACGCGGACGAAGGAUCUGGCUCAGAACGCACCAACAGAGUGGUCAGCGUGACGGACUGGCUACUCGGCAAGGUCAAUGGACACCGAGAAGAACAUGUUCCCAGCCUCGCGUGGUGCAAA